AUGUUUUUAUUUUGCGAAAUCAAUAUACGUCAGAUUCGUCACGUUGACCUUCAAAGUGUUGGAAUAAGUUUGCGCGGACUCGAUAGUACAGCUCGCGAUGCCGAAAGAAGGAGACAGAAAGCCCUUCGUGACCUCAAUGAGCGUCUGAGUAAAACGAAGAAGCUGGAAACAAUCGCGUGGGAUGAGGACGCUGAAGACGAGAACAGCGCGCCUGGCAUUAGCUCAAAACACAGCGAAAAUAAGUUCAAAGUUAUGGAAGCAGUACCGCUUUUUGUCAUACUCUCUACAAUCGUUCUUUCGACCGGGUUUGCUUACGGCGAUCAAGAAAACACAGACCUGGCCAGGGAUGGUUUCGUUCGUGACUUCGCAAAACAGAGGUUCGCAUUUGCAUUUGCUAAUCGCUAUCCCGAAAUCUCUGAGGAGAGAUCUCGGUUCGCACGUGAUCUUGACAACUCUAAAAAGUUCUCAUUUGCCAAGAAGAGCCCAGAUUUCAGUGAAGAAUCGCGUGGAUUCGCCCGCGAACUGGAAGGUAACAAGAAAUUCGCAUUUGCAUUUGCCAAACGAUUCGCAGGCCCCCACAAUGAAGUUCGUAGACAGGACAACGGUAGAAGCAAUUUUGCUGCUCCUAUGUCUACAAACGUUCACUCUAUCGCGACGAUCGGCUCAUUCGAUUCGCCAGGCCAAGUUUUGCUUGAGAAGUUGUGGGAGACGUUGGGUUGCUCCGUCGCUUCAUCCUUAACAACAUCACCUACAUCAAAUCAAUAG
Haemonchus placei is the source of this 765-nucleotide messenger RNA. Lineage: Eukaryota; Metazoa; Nematoda; Chromadorea; Rhabditida; Trichostrongylidae. The record is from the annotation of a GenBank genome assembly.